Molecule: messenger RNA, 474 nt
Organism: Strongylus vulgaris
Lineage: Eukaryota; Metazoa; Nematoda; Chromadorea; Rhabditida; Strongylidae
Source: the annotation of a GenBank genome assembly
AUGGAUUACGGUAAAUAUCUUCACGAGCAAAAAAUCGUACAUCGUGACAUAAAAGGCGACAAUGUGCUGGUGAAUACGUAUAGUGGAGUGUGCAAAAUUAGUGAUUUUGGCACAUGUAAGCGACUCGCAGGGUUAAAUCCAGUUACGGAAACGUUCACAGGAACGUUGCAAUAUAUGGCACCAGAGGUAAUCGAUCAUGGUCAGCGGGGCUAUGGUGCGCCAGCUGAUAUCUGGAGCUUUGGAUGUACAAUGGUUGAAAUGGCAACGGGACGACCGCCAUUUGUUGAGAUGCAAAACCCACAAGCAGCAAUGUUCAGGGUGGGAAUGUUUAAAACACAUCCACCUUUGCCACAGGAUAUCUCCGAAAAAUGUAGACACUUCAUCAAGAGCUGCUUCGAACCGGAUCCACUCCAACGACCGAGCGCUUUAAAGCUGCUCAACGAUCCAUUCAUUCAACAAUAUAAUCAUUCGUAA